Messenger RNA from Physella acuta, 435 nucleotides. RefSeq names its product organic cation transporter protein-like. Lineage: Eukaryota; Metazoa; Mollusca; Gastropoda; Physidae. The record is from RefSeq and is a predicted model, not a curated record. Gene Ontology annotation, biological process: transmembrane transport. Gene Ontology annotation, molecular function: transmembrane transporter activity.
ACAAUGUGGAUCACCUUAACCCUAUCCCUGAUUGGACGGCUGGGUAACGCCGCCACCUACGUCAUCAUUUAUAUCUACGCGGCGGAGUUAUUCCCCACUGUUGUCAGAAGCACAGCCAUGGGCGUGUGUUCUAUAACAGAAAGCUUCGGUGGAAUUAUCGCCCCUUACAUCGUGGACAUACACUUGGUGACCAGCUAUCAUGUAGGAAAAGCCCUGCCCCUUAUUAUAUUCGGAGGGUCUAGCAUACUGGCAGGACUCCUAGCACUGUUACUGCCAGAAACUUCAAAGAAAAACUUACCAGACACAAUAGAAGAGGCUAAAAAUUUUGGCAGGUAGUGUCUAAAAACUGUAGACAAGAUUUAAACUAAACUAUACAAAUUGCUGUAAUUGAAGCCUUAGAUAUACCCAAAUUAUGUAUAGAUUUUUAAAAUUGUG